Messenger RNA from Phyllotreta striolata, 684 nucleotides. The record is from the annotation of a GenBank genome assembly. NCBI's taxonomy places the organism in Eukaryota, Metazoa, Arthropoda, Insecta, Coleoptera, Chrysomelidae.
AUGGCAGAGAAUCCUGUGAAAAUGGUAAACGAAAAUGAUUUGAAAGAAUUGAAAGAAAUGAUGAAAAUGAUCGUCGAUGCUGAUCCUGAUCAGUAUCACAACGAGUUUUCGCUGAAAAGAUAUUUGAGAGCCUUCAAAACUGUCGACGAAGCUUUUAAGGCAAUUUUGAAAACGAACAAAUGGCGAAUCGAUUACCAAGUGAAUUCGUUGAAAAUCGAUUCACCGGAAAUCGAUAGAAAUCUAAAAUCGAACAAGGCGAAAGUUUUGAGGCACAGAGAUAUGACAGGAAGACCUGUCAUUUACAUACCAGCCAAAAAUCACAAUGCGAAUAAUCGAGAUAUCGAUGAAUUGACCAAAUUUAUCGUCUAUUGUUUGGAAGACGCCUGCAAAAGAUGUUUCGAGGAAGUAAUCGACAACCUUUGCAUCGUAUUCGAUUUGAAAGAUUUCGGCAUGGCCUGCAUGGAUUAUCAAUUGAUAAAAAAUCUGAUAUGGCUUUUGUCGAGACAUUACCCAGAAAGAUUGGGCGUUUGUUUGAUCAUAAACUCGCCUGCUUUGUUUUCCGGUUGUUGGGCCGUCAUCAAAGGAUGGCUUGACGAAAAUACGACGAGCAAAGUGAAAUUUGUUUCGUCAGAAGAAGAAUUGUGUAAAUAUUUAAUUCCCGACAUUCUACCGACAGAUGUGUAA